Porites lobata is the source of this 3183-nucleotide messenger RNA. The record is from the annotation of a GenBank genome assembly. Lineage: Eukaryota; Metazoa; Cnidaria; Anthozoa; Scleractinia; Poritidae.
AUGGCGGGAUUCUUUAACUGUGGCUUCUCGCGUGUGGCAGCAAAGUACAGUAUGUUGGACGAGAAUGGAAAAGUUAUUCGUGACAAAGGCAUUCGUCUACAGAAGUUUUUGAGUAUAUUUCCAGACAAUAAAGAGGCAUUUGCUGUUACUCAGACGAUUUUUGACAAGAGACUACCUGUGUUGCUGAAAAACUUUGAUAAAUGGCGGGGAGAAAACAAAGCAAAAUACUUGACGCAUUUUAGUCCUACAGCAUGGAAGUCUCUUUCAGCAGCAAAGAGAGGAUUGCACACAAUAUCUAACUGCAAUGCAUGUGCGGUUAAUCACCUGCCCGUGCAGUCACUGUUCCCGUUGAAGUCUAACCGACUUAAGGUGAACAACCCGAUGUCUGCAUGUGCAAAGGAAGUGACAAGCUUACAAAAGAAAACAACGAAACUUGUAAAACCUAGUAAAGCAACAAUUCAGGAUACUGCUAAGCAGAUAUAUUUCAAAAUAAACGAACCAUUUAAGAGUCUCUACAACGUGAACCUCGCUGAAGCCUUAACAAAAGUACCUGAAAUUGGUGUAACACAAUCAAAAACUAAGGGGCAAAAACAAAAAGAAAGAAGGAAAACUUUAAGGCCCAUCAAACGCAAAACAGAAGACCAGUGGUCUAAGGUUGACUGUGACACAAUGCUGGGAACGCGGCAAGCAUACAAGCAGAGGGAUCUGCAAAGAAAAUCUCUCUACUUCGAGUCCACCCAUGAGGCAAGCGUUCGAACUUUGAAGAGGAAGGCACUUGAGGAGGCUGGUCUGCGCAAAAAGAAGCGUCAUUCUCCUGAUCCAGCAUCAAUCGACUUUGACAAGGAGGGCCUCCUGCAAGAAGUAAAUUCAAUGAAAGAAGGUGAAAAGGUGAGGAUGUUAGUUGUGAUAAGGCAUAAUCAACUCAUUAUUUUGUACAUAACUUUUAAUCACUGGUUCUGCUUAAACAGAAAAACAAAAGCAGAUGUCUUUGUUUGAUGAACAUUUCAUGCCACCAUUUAUUUUAAUUAGAAAUCUGAGGGAUAAACAAGAAUACUAAAUCUUCAACAUACUUUUCAGAUUAAUUAUUCAGAACUGUCCAGGAAGUAUGGAGCAGCAGAGAAAAGUAAGGUGGGAAAUAUGGUGGUGAAAGAGUUUCUUGAAACUAAAGGGGUGGAUGUGGCAAAGUUUACAGGUCCAAGAAAAAAUGCUCAGACUGUGACAAGAAGACGCCUCAACCGAAUGUUUGGUGGUGAAAUCACAACACCUGUCCCCCGUACUAAUGCUGCCCUACGAGAAACCUUGAGGGCCAAGAUUAGGGCUGGAGAAUAUCGCUUAGGAGAGAUCAUUGCACCAAAACGCUACAAGAAGUUAAUGUUACAGCCUGACGGUACAUUAAAAACAGAGUAUUUCACAGUUAACGGAAGGAAAAUACCUUUGCUUGAGAUUCGUAAAGCGCUUUUGGAGGAGCAUGAGAAGGAAGGUCUUGUCAGAGACCACUCAGAUGCCCACUACAAUUGCAUGAGUGUGGAUGACAUAAAAAGUCGCUUAAGGGAGCUUGGAGAGCUGAAAAUAGAUGGACUAAGGGAGGAGUUAUUGAAGGUAUUAAAGUUACAUGAAUGCACAAGACAUCUCAUGAUCUGGUCAGACCAUUCCAGCAUUAUGAACCAUGGCCACCUUCUGCUAACUGUAAAUGCAAUCUAUGAUCCUGCAUUCUACUACACUUCUGAAGAGCUCCAUGGCAAGAAUGUUCAGGAGUUAGUAGAGAAGCCUCACAUUUACAUCAUGGCUAGAUGUAGGGACACCAUUGAAGAUCAGCUUUUAUACAUUGAAACUAGGCUGGAAGAUAUAUAUGAGCUUGGAAAUCAACUUUUGUCCUCCCAAAAGGUCUCCAUUAGGGAUAUUUGCAGAUUCUUUCAUGGGGAUCAUCCUUCGCAAGAGGUAGAAAGUGGAGAGCAGAUUGGUGGUGGCUUUGGGUGCUGUGGAUGCACUGGGGGAUCAGCCAGCUAUAUUGACCAUGUGGGUUCACUGAGGGCACCGCACAUUACCCUCGAAGAAAGAAGGAGAAAGGUACUGGAAGGCCCAGCAGGAAAAGAAAGAAGAAAUUGUGGAGUGCAUCCUUUCAAAAACAUGAGCAAAGAAGAGCUGAUAAGAGAGUGCAAGGGGCGGCACUUAUCGGUUGAUGGUUUACUAAAACCUGCAUUGGAAUCCAACUUGAAAGAAGUACUGAGGGGCAUACAGCGAGUUCCAGCACUUUGUUUCCCCCAACAAGAAUGCUCCUUACAAGAGCUCAACUUAGGAAACUAUGAAGUGUUACCAGUAGAGCCUCUUCAUGACCUCAAAGAACAUAUCAACAUCAUAUUUAAAGAACUACCCAAGCACCUCAAUGAUGAAGAAAAAGUUCUAUUUGAUGAGACAAUGGAGGCAGUGCUUUCAACAAAAGAGAAGCUCCGAGGUUCAGACUACCGCCUUUGCUGUAUUGUACUGGCCUUGCACCUUGGAAAACACUGCCGUUUAACAAUCAAAAGACUGCUGCACACUCUUGCAGAACUUUGUGAAAUGUUGUAUGCCCCAGCGGAGAAGCGCACACCAAGAUUUAUUUUGCGUUUGCAUAACGUGACAUUUUGUCAUGUUAUUGCAGUCCGUAAAGUCUUUAAAAUCCCACAAGUGCUGACAUACAGGAAGCUGUUUGGAAUAUACUACCACAGCAUCACAUGCCAUGCUCCUCUUACAUCUCGUAUAAUUUCCCUUAGCUCAGUAGACACUGAAGAAGAAGAAAGAGAAUUCAGCACCAUAAAUUCCAUCAGCAAAUCAACCUCUAAUGGUCAUCCUGAGCACAUUAUUCCAAAGUCAGUUCAAGCAGAAAGAAGCUUCAGGUCUAAGAAGAGUGCCCUGACAGAUCAACAGUCAAAGAUUGGACAGUAUGCAAAGAACCUCCCAAACUUUCCUGACACCUCCAUUCCUAAAGAGCUCCUGGACAGUGAAAUCUAUCAGGCCCACCUAGAACAGAUCAGCGAUUUUCUUCUUUGUGGAAGGGGUGUUUGGUGGCAUGCAGAUGAGGAAAGCAAGGAAAUCAUAUUUCAUGACAGUAAAGAACAACCUGAAUUUCGAGAUGAAGGCCCUCCAAUUCACCACUUUCGCUCCUCUUCUUUCCAGAGUGAAAGGGAAUACCUCAAAGAGAAGUGG